AUAGGGGACAGUUUAGCUUGGUGGCAUUUCUCCAGUUUGUGGUCAGAUUUUGGCACUCUUGCUUGUUGAGAGUCAUUCAGGAGCUUUGUGAACUGGAGACACUGCUCUGUCGUAGUUGAGCUUGUCAGGUGACUUUGACAGUUAUGGACUUUGCAGUGAAACUGUGGGACUGAAUACUGCGUACCUGACGUCCGAUUUUAAACUUCUGAAAAACUCCCUUCCAAGUAUUAGCUCCAUCCUCAGUGUGGAUAUCAGUUGAUUCAAAAGGAGAGUGCUAACUUGUGAUAAAUUUUUGGUGCAGUAUUUUGGCGAAUUGUUUACAGAAGGAGUUGAACAAUACUAAGCUUCAGUAAAAGUAAUUUUUAAAGAAUUUUAAUCAUUUUUAAGGAUUUUACUAAACUGAUUUGAGGAUUUAUCUUUCGGACAGUUGUGGAAUAAGUGAAGUCCUCCUGUCAUUAUAAUUUGGUGCCAGGUGGAGUGAUAUUAUUCAUCAAAAUAUGUACAUGAAUACAGGCAUGCAUCAGUAGGCUGGCAUAUGGCACGAAUCCUAUACAAAUCAGACCGCCUGUGUACCUUUCACCAGGUAUAUAAAACCUUCAGUUCAUUGCUUAUUUAGUUGCUGGCAGGCCUGGAGACGGUUAGGCCGGGAUGUUGUGCAGGAUUGGAUCAGAUCGGAAAGAUGGAUGUGGAACGAUUUUAAAAUCACGGAGUACAACUUUACUGCGAUAAAAUUGGCGUCAUAUAAUCUCUACUGAACGUAGAUUCGUGCUUUCUAUUGGUGGAAUCUUUAAUUGAGUUUGUUAGCUCGGAGAAUAAGUUGGAGUUAAAUCGUCGGUGAUCAACUGGGAUCGGUGUUGUGUGUUCACUGUAUUUAAGACUGCACGUAAAGUAUUAUCUUAUCACAUCUAUGGAAUCUUUGAAAUUGUUGUCACAAUUGAAUUACUAAAGUCAUGUAGGGGUUCCCGUUAUAAGAGCAACUGUUAUCUCAUCUUUAUAUUUUCUGACAAAGCUUCCUGUAUAGUUUCCGCUAGGCUGGGCGAACACAAUAGCCAUCAGAGCUCGGUGUUUUGAUUGAGGAUCUUUACACUUGAGGACGCAGUGCAAAGGAUGGAAUGUGUCACUGCGACACUGACCUAAAUUAAUAAACUUUUCAAAGCACUUCUCUCUUCUCUGAAUCUAUAAAAAGUCCAUGGGCAAGGUCCGUGGACAACAAGACUCCUGAAGUUUACAUUCUGCAGUGGAAUCGUGGAAUGUUGACAAGUUUUUGUCGAGCAAAACAGCUGGAGGUGACAGUCAUUGGCUCAAUCAAACUCUUGGAUAUUUUCUAUAGCUGGGCAGAUUUUAGUUUCUAAGAUCUGCUGUCAUGAAUUUGAGAAAGGAUUUGUUGUAGGAUUUUAAGGAAUUUCUGACUCUACUCAAGCUAUUGGAUUACUCCUUUCCGCUUUCGUAAUUCUAUUUCUCAUUCUUCUGGGUGAAGAUAUUUCUGUGGCGAUUAUGGUGAAGUUUUGGGAAAAGAUAAGGAGGACUCCUAGCAAUCGUGACAUCAAGGAGAAAGAGGCCGGAUUCCAGGGGUAUGGGCCCGGAGACCCUGCUGUCAUUGAAGUUCAGGGGACAGUACCUGAGAGCGAGUGCUCCAACAUCAACACUUCAUCUAAGGAUGGCGUAAGUUUGCAGUCUCAGGUUAGUUAUCCCGGAUCUCAAAUGAGCUAUUCUGGGUCUCAGGUCAGCUAUCCAGGAUCACAGCUUAGCUAUUCCGGAUCGCAAGUAUCUCAGGACACUUUGUCAACUCUGAGAGGAUCUUUGAGGGAUGAUGACAGUUUGAUUUUAGAUUCUUCGUAUGAUGGGUCAAUAACUGGCUCAAAGGGGGAAGCCAAAGAUAAGAAGAAAAUGAAGUCAAAGGACAAGAAGAAGGGAGAUGUGGAAAUGAAGGGGAAGGAAUUGGAUGUUCGUGGGGUUGGUUUGAUCCCCUAUCCUGAUAUGAAGGAGUCUAGAGACUUGAAGGAGAGCUCCAAAGGGAAGAAAGGCAAAGAUGUAUCGGAGAAGGACAAAUGGGUCAUACAUAUCGAUGCAAAUAAGGAUAGGACGGCUUUGAAGAGUAUUCAGAGAGAUGGGAAGAAGCGAACAACACUGGAGCGUGGGAGUGGCCUGGAGAGGCCGGGGCCGGAGCCGAGUACCGUUGGGAAGCGAAGUACGAUUGAAAGAGGGAGUGGGCUGGUUGAGUCUAAGGGAAGCAUGAGUGGGUCCAAAGGAAGUUUGAGGGGAUCCAAACUAAGUCUCAAGGAGAAGAAGAAAAAGGAGAAGGAUUCCAUUAAAUUGGAACCCAAGAAGAAGGAAUCAAAAGAGGAAGUUAGAAGGAGGGAAAAAGAGGAAAAGGAGAUGAAGAAGAGAGAGAGGGAAGAACGUGAGAGAGAAGAGAAGGAGGCAAAGAGGAGGGCUAAGGAGGAAGAAGAGAGGCAGAAGCAGUUGAAGUUGCAGAGGGAACGAGAAGAAAAGGAGGAAAAGAAGAGAGAGAAGGAACGACAGGAGCGCGAGGAGAAGGAGGCUAAAAAGAGAGAGAAGGAAGAGAAAAAGAAGAAGCGAAAUUCCAAACUUUUCGAUACUGGAGACAAGCGCGAACCAUUACCGACACAUCCGGAAGAGAACCGCUGGUCUUUGAGUGAGCGGGAGAAAAGGGCAGCAACUCUCCAGGCUGGUGUGCAACCCGAUGUUGUUUUCAGAAAUAUAGACAAAGAUCGGUUCAAGGAACAAAAGAAGCGACAUUCAACAUCAGAAUAUCUGAAACGCCGUUCAAGAGAUUUUGACAAACAAGGUGGACUACCUACUGGCUUUGAAAAAUUUGAGAGGGAUGAGUUUCGACAGCGUAGCAGCUCACUUAAAAUGGAUACUGCACCCCCAACUCGUUUUCUUGUACAUGUAAGACCAGCAUCUACCCAGGUCCAAUCUGGAGUUAUAAGAAAACCAGCAGUAACCACAGAAACUCAAACAGCUCAGAUUCGUCCAGCUGAGAGUGCAAGAGAACUUUACGAUCCAAAUGACUUUGCAUUGCAGUUUCUUCAUAAGAACUAUUUGUCACCUAGUAAGUCAUCUAUUGUGAGCCCACGGCUGGCACCUCUUGCCUCACAGGCCUCAGAAGAGUCGCUGAACUCAAGCUCCUCAUCGUCGCAGAAGAAGGGGAAGGUGGGCCGCGGUGGACAUUUGCGAAAUGACAGUGGAAGUACCAUCACCAGCUCAAGCAGUAGAUCCUCUGGACACUCAGGAAUGAAGCCGGUCGCAGAGAGACCUGAAGUGAUUAGGAAGAAAGCGUACCACAAGUGGUCUCCUGAGCGCCAGGAAAUGGAGGAGGAUGCGAUCCCUGUUCCAAAGUUUCAACCGAGUAUCCCCACUGUUAGUCCAAAGGUUGGGAUGAGUUUCCCUGACAUGAAGUAUGCCCCCGAUUCUAACGUCAAAUCGAUGGAGAGCCAGAUGCCCAGUCCGAAGAGAACCUCGGGGAGCUUUGCAGUGAAGGGCCAAGUGCCUAGUCCAAAUGGUAAAUCAAGCAAGUUGGUAAAACCAAGCCAUGUGUCAUCAAGUCCAAAGAGACAACCAAGUAUCAGCUCAAAGGAUUCAUCCCCUGAAUCUCCUUUAAAGCCAAAAACUGAUGUUGUCGCUAUGAAAGCAGAAUUUAAGACCACACCAUUGAAAGAGUCACGUAUCCCAAAACCUCACACCAAGUCACCAGAACAAAAGUUGGAAGACUCAAAAUGUAUACCUGAGACUUUCAUACCGGAACCACAAGUUCGAGCAGUUGUCUUUGAAGCCCCACCUCAAUCUGUUGACAUGGUCCUACCAAAAACUCCAAAGGUGGAGUUAGAAACCACCAAGGUGCCACAGCCAGUCUCUAGUAACAUACCCGCUGAACUGGAUUGUGUCUAUAAUAUCCCGGAAGUUGAGGAUGUGAAUCUCCAUCAAAUGACACCUGACUCUAAAAUUCAGUACAAUCGCGAAAAAGUUACAUCAACGCUUACACGCACUAGUAAAAUUAUACAACCAGAGUUGGGUGAAGAUACAAAUGGAAGUGAUGCAUUAGACACUUCAGUUGACUCUGUGUCAUCUACAAACUCUAAUGCUCAGGGAACCCCUACCAUCUCCAUGACGAAUGCUCCAGUAUUAUGUAACACUCCAGGGCCAACUGAUGGGAAGGUGAGAAACAUACUUCAUUCUCACAUACCACUCUCUUCAAAAGAAGAUGGCACUGAUGACAAAAAGAAAACGCGAGAGACAAUAAGUGUAGCCUGUGAUACAAACGGUGCUAUCGAGACAACUUUUGGUGCCGAUUUCGAAUUCAUUGACACUGAUUCCUCAAUUGAGGAGCCAAGUCCAAAGGCUGUAGAUGAGGAACUGAAUCAGCCAGUGAUUGACUUCGUCGACGGUGAUUCUGCAAUUGCGGAACCAAGUCCAAAGGAUGUUGUUGAGGAACCGAGUCAUUCAGUGAUUGAGUUCAUAGACACGGAUUCCUCAAUUGAGGAACCAACUCCAAAGUGUGAGGUUGAGGAGGAAGAGAGGCAGUCAGAUUCACCAGUUCAGGAGCUAAUUUCUCCAGAGGACCGACGGCCGAAAUUUGUGCAGCUUGAUGCUCGAUUGCAAAAGGAAUCUGAGGUACAAGUGCCAAAGGGCGCUGUGCGGCUUGAGAACGGAGGCUUUACAUUUGCCAAGUUGCCAGAACCGGUGGAGGAAGAUGUAGCACCGAGUAGAGAGAGCCCAGUUAGAGAAACCACCCUCAUACAGUCACAGGAAGACCAACCGCAGGAUUUAGACCAAAAAGCACCAAGAAAAUCCUCUGUCAGUCAAAUCAAGGGUGCACACCAGCCCGACCUUGUGAGCAACUCGAUCGGGUCACGUGCCCACGCUGCGCAGGAGAUCAGCCGACUAGAAGCUCUGUGUGAAGCAAGAACCAAGGAACUCAACUAUGCCAAGAUGCAACUAAAAGCAGGAAUCGAAGGAUUCGAUGCCAUGUCCAUUAUGGUCCAAUAUCUUACUUCUGAGCUUGAUGCCUUCUCAAUGCCAGAAAUUCGGCUCCGAAUGAAUGAGAUGCAGGAGCGGAUGCAGAUUCUCACAACCGAUAUAGGCUACCUAUCGCACCUCUAUGCCACUACAUGUGGUGUCAAAUGGUCUCCACCAGUGGUUCGAGUUUUAAGCCACCCGAUGACCAGCGGUGAAAAUGAUCUAAAAGUUGAGAAGGCCAACUUAGAAACGAUGACGCACGAUCUGAUCCAGUCCAACAAAGAAACUGCCGAAACUCUGAAGGAAGAACACCGAACGACGUUAGACUCCCUCGAGGACCGCCUCGGGGUCAAGCACGAGGAACAUAUACAACGAUUGCAUGACCAACACUCAGAAGAAGUAAAGACAUUAAAAUCAUAUCAUGAAAAACAUUUAUCUGAGAUAAAGACUGAGAACGAGUCUGCGUCUCAGGAACUUUUGAAAAGGCAGCGCCAACAGUUACGUGAGAUUGAGGAGAGGGACGUCAGGCACCUGACGGAACUCCAGAAACAACACGAGGCCAAACUCUAUGAGAUUACUCACAGGUUCGAAGACAUCAAGGUGACGCUUUCGGAUAAAGUGUACACAUUGAAAGCGGAAUGUGAUGAGCUUCGGAGCCGAUCUGCCAUGUACGAACAGGCGCUGCAGCGGGAUACAGAUAUCAAAGUUCAGCCUGAUGAAACAGUUCAUGAUAGACUGCAAAAAAUGAUAGAUGAAAAAGCUCGGCCUCAUGCACGUGCUUCUGUAGACACCUCACGCCCUAGAUCCGGUAGAACUCCCAUCCCAAAGGAAUCCUUAGACGAGCGUUACAUUAUAACGCCCGAUUUUAUCGGGCGGCGCAAAAGUUAUGCUUUAGGGGAAUCAGAUAUGCCCAAGCUGGCGUUACUUCCAUACAGGGACCUACCUCAGGAAAUCGAGAGCUUGAAAGCAGUGUUAGACAUGAAGAACCAGGAGAUCCAUGACUUGAGGGCAAUUAAGAUAGACUAUGAAAAACAGCUUGAGGACCUUCCUCCUGCCAGGGAUCGUAUCAAGACGUUGGAACAGAAGAUUGAGAAUCUAGAAGCCAUAAUAAACAUUAAAUCAGAUUACGAAAAACAAUUGGCCGAGAAACACCAUGUGUUAAUGCGACGAUACGAUCGGGAAUCCAAAGCCAACAAGCGAUUAUCGAUGGACAACGAAGAAUUAAUGUGGCGGUUAACGGAGGAUGCUCCGGAAUGUACCAGUCCGGGCCCGGGCAAAAAAAUACCAGUUCCAUGUCGCUCGCCGUCAAAUCUGAGCGAUGUUAGUUCACCAGAUGGCGCGGUAAAACGAUCUUGGUCGCCGCGGAGUGGUCCAUUGUCGCCAGGGAGUGCUGAAGUUGCGGCCAUGAUUUCAAAAGUCCCAAUGCGACGGUCAAAAUCACGGACUAAUGAAGCUUUACCGAGUGAGAAACGGACUUCUUCUAAUAACUGUGACGAUGAAACAAAAUUUUAUCAAACAUUAUGAUGAGAAUGUUGCGUUUGAGAUUGGAUAUCAACAGUUUGAAAUACUCAAGGUCGUUUGGACCAGUGCCCUUCAACUCAAGGUCGCUUGGACUUACUCAAGGUCAAGGUCAUGGACCUGUCGUUGCUUUGGUAAUCGCCUGGUAUUGGAAGGAGUGAUAUUAAAAGUCGUGGCUAGGAUAAAGUUCAAUGUGGAUAUUGAUAUCUCUCAUUGCGGUGCUAGUCAGAAAUGCAUUGUAGGACUCUGUCUGUGAUGAUUGAAGCCGGUGGUCGAACACUCUCACCUGGUUGAAAACCUGUUAGGACUUGGGGUUCUGCAUUGUACCGGUAUCUGAAUUCCAGAUUUCAUCUAUGAUAGAGCAAUAGAGUUGGUUUCAACUUGGGUCAUAGUAGUUGGUCAUAGAAUGAUGACCAGGGCCAUAUCUUUUACUGCCAAUUCUGGUACUAGAGUAAAAUAACUGCCAAUCAGAAUUAUCACUGCUGGGAGUGCACCUGUGUGUAUGAGCCUGUACCAGUCUCACAAGAAAGUAAUUGUGUAUGCAAUGAAAUGGAUGUCAAGCUUUGGAGAGUUUACGUUUGGUUGGUUUUUCAAGUUGUGUACUGAGAGAGCAUGUGCAACGAUAUGCACAGAAAUGUACAGAUCAUUCAUGUGUGGAAUGAACUCGGUGCCAAUCUAUCUGGAACCAUAAUACACAGUACAUAGCACAUGUUGCAGUGCUAGUGUUAUUGGUCCAGGUAGGGUGGUACUGGAUACUGUGACCAUUAUAAUUCUCAAGCAAAUGGGUAUAUGUACGUCAAUGGUCAUGGUGUUAUUGUCAUAUCAUUGCCAGAUAGAUGUGUGCGCUUUUCAAACCAGCAAUUUCGGUUGCUGUGACCUGUGACGUGCAAUCAACAGCCAAUUUCAAAUCACUAUUGUCAUGUUGUCAUGGCAAUGUCCCAGGUCCUGGCAGCAGGGAUUGCGAAUUUAUCAGCGCUGUUGACUCUGGCCCACUCAUUGUAUCAUAUCAUUGAACUGGAUGCAGGACAAGCCUGCUUCAACAUUGGGAACAGACGCCUGCAAAAAAUCAUUGAUGUAUUUACUAUGAAUUUGUGUUUCUCCUGCCUUCUUUCUGCCCUGUGUAGGCCACGAUCAUUCUGUAUGAUUAUAGGCAGCAAGACCAGCACAAUACAGCGCGUCUCAUAAUGAAUGCCAGAAAAAACUAAUACCAUCUGUGUAGAUCUUCUUCUCGGAUUACAUGCAUCAUAUCUUGCCAAGUUUAUGUCAAAGUUUCCGAAUUCUCCUGAAAAUAGUUUCAAUUACUCAAAGUGGUCUUAAAGAAUAUGUCAUAGACAAAAUAAAUACCUAGGAUUUGUUCUUGGUGGCAUUGAUUCUGGGACACACUGUCAAGUCCAUCUCACUCAUAGAUGACAUGUACAUUUAUACAGUUUACAGCGCACCAAUGUGUAUAUAGGUUCAAUCAACGUUGGCCGACUUGGAGUGUCAAAAUAUAAGCCGCUUUUAAAUGGUUGCCAUGCUGAUUUGAAUUCGAUGUAAGUCCACAUUUUAUGAAGACUUGUUUAGUCAAUCUGACCUGCAUGCUGUUUGUGCACUUUGAUAUAAAUGUUAACGUCACAGUGUCUGGUGUCCGUCGCAAGUUAAAAAAUUGUUAACUAAAUUUGGGUUUUGGUUAUCUAAGACCAUAAUCUUAGUGGUUAUGAGUGAGUUUUUUAGGAAAAAUUCAGACCAGCAUACAUGUAGUUCGGUUUUACUAGCUUUGCUUCUCCAUGUCCAUGUGAGGUCAAUAUCACCCAAUAUGUCCAGACUUGAGCUAAUAUUUUGAAUUGAAUUUUAAAGUUUGGUUAAAUGUGGGAUUUUUCAUAAUGUAUAUCAUUGUACGCCAGAAACUAUGCAUCUGUGUAAGUGGUUUCACCAUCAUAGUCGAUUUUGGUUGCUAUAUCAUUAUAAGAAAUUGUACUAAUAUGCUGAACUGUUGAGAAAAAUCAGGGCUUUUCUUAAAUUAAAUUUUAUAUUUUCAUUUACUGAGUAUUUUAAUUGGAAGGCUUUUUGGAGUGCAAUUUAGAAUAAUUGUGUAACCUGGACAUACAUGAAAAUUGAAGAUAUAUAUAUGUAUAUAUAUCGAGAUCACUUAUAUGUUGCGUGGCAAUGUGGUACGUAUAUGUGUCGUUUAUACCAGUCAAAAUUUCACCAUUGGAGUAAAAUGAUGUCUGAAGUAUUAUGCUUUUAUACUGUUGGGCAGAUCAGAAUAGGGUCCAGUAAAGAAAUGUUAUGUCUCUGCAAGACAGGUGACUGAGCAGUUCUAGAGGCGCAAAAUGUACAUUUGGUUAUUUUCUUUUAACCAACCAAAAGGGUUAAUGAGUUCUAAAUGAAAUGUACUCGCUGCGUUCAGCUUUUGCAGAAAUGUCUUGAUACCAUGAUUAUGCUUGUUCUGGUCCAAAGCCCUAUGCCCAGGAAUCUGCAUAAUAAAAACCUGUUGUAAACUUAUUGUCAACUUAUUGCAGUGUGAUAUAGACAAUGCCAUCGGUGUGUAAUUUCAAGGUCUGGUUGCUUUACUUAAAACUACUGGGUGUCUCAAAAAAAGUAAAUAUUUUGUGUUUUUUGGGAUACCCUGUAUAUACUUGAUUCCUUUUCUUUCUGGGGUUUACCUGAUUCGUUCCUGUUUUACCUGUUUAUUCCAUUCUGUUUACCUGUUUAUUUUAAAGUUGUCUGUUUACAUUGCUUCAGGUAUUUCUUUUUAUUAUUUGAAAAACGUUAUUUAUUUCUACAUUCUUCACUUGUUGUUGGCUUUCCGCAACAUUUUAAUUUUUCGUUGUCUAAAGUUCUGCUAAAUGUUUUAAAGUUUUCACACUUUUUUGAGAGAAUACACAAAAAUUCUUGAAUUUUAAACAGUUUUCACUCAAUUUGCGCCAGAAAACAGAGAAAAAAAAUUGGAUUUGAUGUAAUUUUUCGUUAAAUAAUCUCACAUUUGGCUAACUUUCUCAAAAGGCUGUUCACAAUUGGCACUUGUUGGGUAGAAUUUUGGAAAACGGCCAGUAGUGUGAAACCUUGGGGAGUGGGAAAAAUUCGACUGCUCUCAUCUUAAAUACAUGAUUCUUUUGCUAAUCCCUGCCCUUGCUUUAGAACCUAAGCUUUAAAGAAAAAAUGCAUUUAUUUCACCUCAGAAGUGUCAAACCUCAAUGUCUUGUCAAAGUGACAAAUAAUAUUGGAAAUAACCUUGGUAUUCGUCACUUAGGCAAAACAUCGACAAAGCGUGUGGUUUACAUGUAUUCAUACACGAAAACUUAAUAUUGUCAAAUCUGGUGUGAAAUUGACAUGCAUGGGUCAGAGACAUUCCUUUGAUGUGGGUACAUGUACAUUUCUCCAUAGAUUGUCACUUGAUUGAGGUACAUGUACCUAGACUCCAUGUAUGGGUGUCCCAAUUAUUUGGGGAGAACCAGACUACUAAACUCAUACUAAGUGGCUUUUUAGACUCAAAAGCUACUUUCAGGAGGUAUCCCUGUAUCUAAGGUAUCCAUGUCACAAGGGUGUCCCUAUUUAAGGCAUUCAUGUCACAAGGGUGUCCCUAUCUAAGGCAUUCAUGUCACAAGGGUGUCCCUAUCUAAGGCAUUCAUGUCACAUGGGUGUCCCUAUCUAAGGCAUUCAUGUCACAAGGGAGCCCCUAUCUAAGGCACCCAUGCCUCAAGGGUGUCCCUAUGUCAAGGGUAUGUCUCUGCUUUUUUUUGUGGUGAGUUGUAAGAUAAGAGACCAAAAGGUCUUACAUUUCAGUGCAAUCGAUUGUAAAUAGUUGAAAUAAAAGCAUAUUUAUUGUUCAUGUGCUUCCUUCACAUGUAAAUCUAUGUAUUGUAGUUGUAUUACAGUAUCAGCACAACCUGUCCUAACUUUACUAAAGCUGGUAGCACACAGAGGAAGAUGUCUUAGAGAUCCUAUAGCAGAGGUAUCUUAAAUACUUAUAAACAUCGAACAUUUUGCUUUGUGGCAAUGCAUCAUCUGAAGCCAAGGCAGCACAAUGCCACUAACUAUAAAUGCCAGCAACAAAAACCAUGUGUAAGGUCUUUAAAAACCUCCGUGGUACAGUCUCACAGUCACUUUACACCUCUUUGUUCUCACAGCUUAAGCUACAGGAAGAGACUACUAAGUCUGGCAUGACAGUCAAUGCAACUGAAUGCAUCAUUGCCUGAAGGUCUGAAACUGACUACUCGAACGAAAAUAUAUUUUGCUACGACAGUGGCCUGUGAUUUAGACACCUGUGUGCGCUGCUGUUGAAACGAAGAACAUUGCCACCUUUUCGGAAAACUCUAUUAGUAUGAGUUUAGCGACACUCCUCAACUCAAAUUCUAGCAUCAGCGUCGCAAAUCAGGCCAUUUGGUGCAUUUUGGCGUGCUUUAUCAGUGGUAAAUAGAAAUUGUGCCGAGUGUUGGUAGAUUACUGUCAAAUCAGCCGUGAACUGUUGCAGCUUUCUGGUACCUAAAGCUGUUACAAUGCAGAUGAUGCCACCUUUAAAAGUCGCAACACUCCUGACUGGUUUUACAGCACAUGUACAAUGAAGAUCUAUUACAAAAUGUACCAAGGUGAAGUGGCUCUGUAUCUCAGCAAACUCAUUCAUUGUGUAUCUGUGUAAAAACAUUUCUGGUCAAUCUUUGCCAAGUUCAUCCGUUCUGUCACAACCCAGAUGUUAUGGGGUUCUGUUCCCUGUUUAGCCUUGCAGUUCAGUUCAUUCAAGCUGUUCUGAGAUGUAAUUCAAGUCAUUGUGCUGAUUAAACUAAAGUAGACAUAUCAAUGAGAA
Messenger RNA from Lineus longissimus, 11281 nucleotides. Its product is annotated as CAP-Gly domain-containing linker protein 1-like. The transcript has 14 exons. Gene Ontology annotation, molecular function: microtubule binding. Gene Ontology annotation, cellular component: nucleus; cytoplasm. Bases 1495 to 6504 code for a protein of 1669 amino acids. The record is from RefSeq and is a predicted model, not a curated record. NCBI's taxonomy places the organism in Eukaryota, Metazoa, Nemertea, Pilidiophora, Heteronemertea, Lineidae.